AUGUAUCGUCGCAAGAAGGCUCAUAAACGUGGAAUUACAUAUUCGCUCAUGCUGGUGGGUGAUUCGGGCACUGGAAAAACAACGUUCGCUAAUAACCUGCUAGAAAUGGGUAUAUUUCCACAUCAGUAUGAUAUUGACGCGCCCCAGCUGGCAGAAAACAGCCGGGUGAAGGUAGUCAAGCCAACGAUGGUGAUCUCUUACAAUUCAAAAAAUGGUAUUCCUUCGCAUAUGGCGCAAUUUGAUGCUUCACGCGAACAUUUCGAGCCUGGCGUUACAAUCACAUCGACCUCCAUGGAGAUUUCUACCGGCCAGGAAGCUUUGCCAUCGCGUUCGUCGGUUUCAAGUGAUAGCUCCUCGACGACUCAAAGCAAUGGUCUCAACACGGACAAAAUUGCAUUUUCCUUGAUAAAGACACACGGUUUGGGUGAAAACAUUGACAACACUUUGUGUUUUGACGAAAUCACGGCUUUUUUGGAGCAGCAAUUCGAUCAGGUAUUGGCCGAAGAAACACGUAUAAAACGUAAUCCCAGAUUCGAAGAUACUAGAGUUCACGUUGCGCUCUACUUCAUUCCGCCAACAGGACACGGUUUGAGAGAAAUGGAUGUGGAAAUGAUGAAAAGGCUCUCUCGCUUCACAAAUGUGCUUCCUAUCGUUUCUCGUGCAGAUUCAUUCACUAAGGAUGAACUUAUCAAAUUCAAAAAACAAAUCAUGGACGACAUUGAGCGUUUCAAUGUCCCGGUUUACAAAUUCGAAGUUGACCCUGAAGAAGACGAUUUGGAAACAGUGGAGGAAAACCAAGCUUUAGCAAUGCUUCAACCUUUCGCCGUGAUGUGUUCGGAUGAAAGAAAUUCUAAUGGCCAUUUUGUAAGACAUUAUCCAUGGGGUGAAGUCAAAGUCGAUGACGACAGUUUUUCUGAUUUGCGAAUUCUAAAAAAUGUCCUGUUCGGUUCCCACUUCCAGGAAUUCAAGGACACAACUCAGAAUUUCCUAUAUGAAAACUAUAGAGCCGAAAAAUUGUCAUCGGUCUCCGAUUGGGAUAUGGACAAAAUAGGCGACGGUGCGACUAAUAAAAGAAACUCCGCCGCGCCAAGUCUCUCCAAUUUUGCUUCUUUGAUAACAACAGGCCAGUUCAAAUCUUCGAACUCUUUGGCUAUGCCUCCACGUUCGGAUACGCCUACAACUCCAAAUUCAAAAGAUACAAAUCAAGGCUUUGAAGUCGAAUCUCCUGCUCUAAGACAGGAAUCUCAAAGUAUAAGGCGUGGUAAUGAAGAGAUUAUCAGCAAUAUCAAAAGCUCUCCGAGAUCCUCUGCUCCAGGGUCUCCUGAUAAGAGCAAACUAAGAAACAUAUCAGAAACCGUUCCUUACGUUUUGAAGCACGAGCGUAUUAUUGCUAAGCAACAAAAGUUGGAAGAGCUAGAGGCGCAAUCUGCGAGAGAACUUCAGAAGCGCAUCCACGACCUAGAAAAGAGAGCCGCGGAUCUGAAAUUGAGGGAGAGACUUCUUCGUCAGCAGCAUUUGAAUAGCUCGAAUGCUUCUAUAGCUUCAAGAAGCUCUUCUACAGCACAGGUGGCUCCAGUACAGUCAACGCUGAAAAAAGAAGAAAGUGUCACUGACCUGGCAUCUAUUGUCAGCGGCAGAGCUUGA
Molecule: messenger RNA, 1644 nt
Organism: Lachancea sp. 'fantastica'
Lineage: Eukaryota; Fungi; Ascomycota; Saccharomycetes; Saccharomycetales; Saccharomycetaceae
Source: the annotation of a GenBank genome assembly